AAAAGUAUACGAAUCCUGCGACUCCAUGUUGCCUUUUCAUGGGGAAUCGCCUCAGAAAUUUCCCAAGCACACCAUUGAGGUGAAUGUGACAGAAUUUAAGCCAGGAGAUUGUGUGAAAGUUAGUUUUUCUGGGCCUACGUUUGAAGGCUUUUUGCUACAAGCUCGCAAUGCUGACCGCUUGGAAGACCCGGCCAUUGGUUCUUUUGCAUUAGCUGAUCGGAGAAGAUCUCAGCUCCUUAAAUGUGGACACGUAAAG
Messenger RNA from Protobothrops mucrosquamatus (brown spotted pit viper), 256 nucleotides. Its product is annotated as putative ferric-chelate reductase 1. The annotation marks the transcript as partial. NCBI's taxonomy places the organism in Eukaryota, Metazoa, Chordata, Lepidosauria, Squamata, Viperidae. The transcript is spliced from 2 exons. The record is from RefSeq and is a predicted model, not a curated record.